Messenger RNA from Cynara cardunculus var. scolymus (artichoke), 1870 nucleotides. Its product is annotated as sugar transporter ERD6-like 6. Gene Ontology annotation, cellular component: membrane. Lineage: Eukaryota; Viridiplantae; Streptophyta; Magnoliopsida; Asterales; Asteraceae. Bases 224 to 1696 code for a protein of 490 amino acids. Gene Ontology annotation, molecular function: sugar transmembrane transporter activity. The transcript is spliced from 18 exons. Gene Ontology annotation, biological process: transmembrane transport; carbohydrate transport. The record is from RefSeq and is a predicted model, not a curated record.
UGGAUUCAUGAAGUCUAACAAGAUCAGCUCAAAGAGACCACGGACCCCAUCAUCAUCUAUAUUCACGUCAUCCAACGUCGCCGCUGCUCUCAAAUCAUUACCCUCUUCGCCAAUUCCUGCUCUUCUCUCUGGAAGCUCGACAAUCGGAUUUAUGUAGUGGAAUCGUGUAUAUACAUAGCAAUCAGCAAAACACAAGGAAGGAUCUAAGAAAUCCACAGCAGCAAUGAGUUUCAGGGAUGAAAGUGAAGAUGGAAGAGCCGAUAGGGAUCUCAGAAAACCCUUUCUUCAUACGGGUAGUUGGUAUCGUAUGGGUUCAAGACAAUCCAGUAUGAUGACGUCUUCUCAGAUGAUCAGAGACCGUUCAGUUUCUGUGCUUGCUUGUGUUCUAAUCGUUGCUUUAGGCCCUAUCCAGUUCGGUUUCACUGGUGGUUAUUCUUCACCUACACAAGCGGCUAUUACUCGCGAUCUAAAGCUUACGGUUUCUGAGUUCUCUUUGUUUGGUUCUUUAUCAAAUGUGGGUGCCAUGGUGGGUGCAAUCGCUAGUGGUCAAAUUGCAGAGUAUAUUGGCCGAAAAGGGUCUUUGAUGAUUGCAGCUAUCCCUAAUAUCAUUGGCUGGCUUUGCAUAUCAUUUGCCAAUGAUACAUCGUUUCUUUACAUGGGAAGGUUGUUGGAAGGUUUUGGUGUUGGGAUUAUAUCGUAUACAGUUCCUGUUUAUAUUGCUGAGAUUGCGCCUCAAAACAUGAGAGGGGGGCUAGGCUCCGUCAAUCAGCUAUCUGUCACAGUUGGGAUAAUGCUUGCUUAUUUGCUUGGACUUCUUGUUAAUUGGAGAAUACUUGCAAUUUUGGGAACUCUGCCCUGCUUAAUUUUGAUACCCGGUCUCUUUUUUAUUCCGGAAUCUCCUCGGUGGCUGGCAAAGAUGGGUAUGACUGAUGAUUUCGAAUCUUCUUUGCAAGUUCUUCGUGGGUUCGAUACUGAUAUUACCGUUGAAGUAAAUGAAAUUAAGAGGUCUGUAGCAUCAUCAAACAGAAGAAGUGCAAUUCGUUUUUCAGAUCUCAAACAUAGAAGAUAUUGGUUCCCUCUGAUGAUAGGAAUCGGAUUACUUGUUCUUCAACAGUUGAGCGGAAUCAAUGGUGUUCUCUUCUAUUCCAGUAACAUUUUUCAAUCUGCAGGAAUCUCUAGCAGUGAUGCUGCUACAUUUGGACUUGGGGCUAUCCAAGUUAUUGCAACGGGAGUUUCCACGUGGUUGGUUGACAAAACGGGCCGUAGGAUUUUGUUAAUUGUUUCCUCUGCUGGCAUGAGUCUCAGUCUCGUAGUUGUUGUGGUUUCCUUCUUCGUUAAGGGUUUUGUGGAAGACAGUUCUUCCUUGUAUGCUGCAAUGGGUAUCUUAUCAGUGGUUGGAGUUGUGGGCAUGGUAAUUGCGUUUUCUCUUGGGAUGGGGCCUAUCCCAUGGCUUAUAAUGUCCGAGAUUCUUCCUGUGAAUAUAAAAGGACUUGCUGGGAGUAUAGCAACAUUAGCCAAUUGGUUUAUCGCGUGGGUGAUUACAAUGACCGCACCUUUGCUUUUAGCGUGGAGCGGUGGAGGAACGUUCACUCUGUACAUGGUAAUGUGUGCGGGGACGGUUGUGUUUGCGGGCAUGUUGGUACCAGAAACAAAGGGCAAAACAUUGGAGGAGAUCCAGUUUUCACUCAGACAAUAAUAUGCUGUUUGCUGCUUCAUCCUUUUUAUGCUUUAAAUAUUCUUUUUUUGCUUGUUUGUUAUUGCUGCAACUUAUUUGCAAUCAGUGAUUCUUGUUUGCGAAUGCAUGUUUAUCAAUCCCACAACAUUAUUUGUUGUAAUAAUAAGAAGAGAAAGAGUUUUGAGAGUUUCGGUU